UCUUAUCAGUUCAAGGAGUAGUAGUACAGGGCCUCUGGCUGCUUUUCCAGCUCGGACCCCCUCCCGGAAUAUUUCUUCACUUGUGUCUCACACCCUACAAGAUCUACCAACAGGAAGUGAGAAGAACACAGACACCACCUUGCUAACUUCCCUGAAUACUGAUUCUGAAGCCUUUGGAGUAAGAGAACUACAACUCCCACCGGUCCUGAAGCUGUGUCGCCUUUGCAGCUACGCAGUGGCUAGAAGCAAAAUUACACACACAUUCUUCGGCACCCUUGGGCCUCAUUACCUUUUGUGGCCACUCUGCACAAGCUAACCUCCCUCAUCUUCUUUGGGAGGAAUUCUGAGUAUGUGGAAGGUUUUGGCGUGACAAACACAUCUAAAGGUACCAGUUGGCGAACAGAAGUCUCAACCAGUGAAGGUUCCUGACUCGGGAAUCUAGGUGGCGUGCAUACAACAGCUCAAGGCACUUGGUCACUGAGUGACGAGAGGAAUAUAGAGCAUCGGAGAGUAAGCCUGUUCUCUUGACUAUCAGCUUGCCAAAGCAGUCUUACCAUGACGAAAGAGCAGUGGAGACGAUGAGGGGGAAAGACACGGGCAGGGAAACCAGGACGGCAGCCACGGAGCAUGGAGGGGCGCAAACGCUACUGUUGGGUACCCGGGAAAGAGAGGACACAGACAGAAAGGCAAGCUCACCGCACAGGCCAGGCCCGAGAGUUCAGGAACAAACUGUGUAGGCUUUUCCCUGGUGAACGGCUACCGAGAAUUGUGCACGAUGGUCAGACAGCACAAAGACGACAGCAGGUCAAGAGGAGGGAACAGGUGCAAAUCAAAGACCACCAGGAGCGCAUGCUCCGAGGGCGGGAACUGCUAGAGCAGAGGCUCAAGGAGAGACUCCUGAGGAGAAGCCAGGACCAGUUCCCUACACUGGAGAAGCUCGAGAGAGUGAAGAAGGAGGUGAAGGACUUUGAAAGGGCUAACCCACACCCGCUUCUGGAACUCCAAAGUAAGAGUCUAAUUAAGUUGGAAAGUCUGAUCGAGAAGUCUCAGGUGGGAGAGCAAGUGAAAACGGUUAUAAAGCCUCGCCAAAAGAAAUUCCUGGCCUUACCACCCUUUUUCAAAAGUCAUGUAAGAAAUAUCAAAGAUCAGUAAAAUUUCAGUGCUUCUUGUGGAAAAAAAA
Peromyscus eremicus (cactus mouse) is the source of this 1180-nucleotide messenger RNA. RefSeq lists its product as uncharacterized. Bases 628 to 1152 code for a protein of 174 amino acids. The record is from RefSeq and is a predicted model, not a curated record. The transcript has a single exon. NCBI's taxonomy places the organism in Eukaryota, Metazoa, Chordata, Mammalia, Rodentia, Cricetidae.